CAGAGGCAGCCAGUCCAUAGAAGGGCAUUCUUGGCAGGGAGGAUGUUGACGCCAACCGGUUUCAGGAUGAGCUCCAAAGCUUGCCGGUGAUAGCGACUCUCCGGAGGUACCUACAAAGACGACACCUUCCUUCCUUCCUCUCAGCUCUCGCUUACCGGUAUCUGCCAUCGCUUUCCCUUUCUGAGCAUCAGCCACCCACACCACUCUGCAGCAACCAGCAUGCCGACGAAAAUCACCAAGACCAAAGCGGCCGUCAAGCCCAAGGUAUCGAAGACCGCGGCUGAAGCUGCCAUCAAAGCUGUCUCCGCCACUUCGCGCACCGGACUUCCCACGCCAGAUCCUCCCAAACGCGACGAGAAGCUCGAAGUGCAUGGAGCAUGUCACUGCGGCUCCAUCAAAUACCAAAUGACAAUCCCCCAACCCUCAACAGAAACUCCUUUCCAAGUCAACCGCUGCAACUGCAGCUUCUGCCAAAAACUCGGCAUGAGCAAUUACUACCUCAACGAACCCGCAACAAACUGGAAACUCCUCGAACCGAACAAUAAAUCCGAGCUCGCAAAGUAUCCGCCCAACGCCAAGAAUGGCAGCAAGUAUUUCUGUCGCGAUUGCGGGACUCAUGUUUAUCAAGAAGCUCGAUAUCCUAUGGGCGAUCAGAUGGUGGACUUGUUUACGGUGAAUGCUUUGACGAUUGAUCAGCCGCAGGAGGGAUUGGAUUUGAGUGAGACGAAGAUUAAGUAUGUGGAUAUGUUGCAUGAUAAUUUUAUGGCGGGGACGAGGGAUGUGCCGUGGCCGGGAGGAUUGCCUUGAUGGGGA
Molecule: messenger RNA, 813 nt
Organism: Cercospora beticola
Lineage: Eukaryota; Fungi; Ascomycota; Dothideomycetes; Mycosphaerellales; Mycosphaerellaceae
Product: GFA family protein
Molecular function (GO): carbon-sulfur lyase activity
Source: RefSeq, a predicted model, not a curated record